CGGUCGAUAAAACACGCUCGACACUCAUCGAAAGCGCACUUAGUUUUAGCACCGACGGCAUUAGCUUGCAGUAUCGCGAUGGGUGUGCGUCAUCUGGAUACGUUAAUUCGCAAAAAGGUCGAAAACGGGUGCUUCAAAGUGAACAUUGAACAUGAAAUUCGGGAAUACUACCGUAAAGCUUCGACGACAGUUGGGAAGGCUUCUCCACCACCACCGCCCGUGUUAGUCAUCGAUGUGUUUGCUUUGAGUGGUGAGCUAGACUCGAUAGAUUUCAAUUCGCUUAUCUACGGUGCGCGCUUCAAUGUUGGAUUCUGGAUUAUUGAUCGAUUCUUGCGGAAAUUGAAAUCGCUUGGAGUCUCGUUGGAGUUUUUCAUGGAUGGUAGUGUGCAAGACUUCAAGGUACGAACUUGGUGCGAGCGUAGAGACAGGGAUUACCAAGACGCAAUCGCAAUAAUAAAUGCCGUUGAUGAAGGUGUAGAUAUUGAGACAAUACUUACGACCGUGGGAGCGCCAGGAUGUGGCUACGCUCUGGAAUAUCUCGCCGAAAUGCAUGGUAGAUUGACGGUGUCCUUGGAAAGGGAAUGCGACCAAGAAUUGGCUGCAUUCGCAAGCAAAGUCAACGCUUUGGCGAUCAUCUCCAAUGACUCGGAUUUCCUCAUCUACGAAGGAAACUGGAGGUAUUGGUCGUCGAGAGAUCUCGAUAUCGACACCUUGGAAACGCUAGAAUACAAUCGCCAUGCUUUGUUACAGUAUUUGGGAUUGACCUUCGCCCAAAUGCCCUUGUUUGCCACUCUCUGUGGAAACGACAUUGUGAAGCUUGAAGAACUAAAACGCUUUCAUUUCAGUCUAGGUCAAUACUGUCACAAAAUGACCAAUGUCGCUAAAUUUGUCCAACCACAAGACCCGAAUAAUUUACAGAAUAUUCUAGAAAAAGUUUUUGGACCUCACAACCGUUCCGGGAAGGAUCGCUUCUGGAUGAGUUUGCAAUUUUACAAAACGGACUUUGUAACCAGUUCCAAUGACGACCCAGUAGAAGAAAUUCUCCUGAAGCAUCCGAACCCAUUCGUGUACCAACUUUGGCACAAACAGCCGCACGUCGUUUCGUUAGGACUAGUUGACAUGCGCAGUACCGAAUUGGGAAAACAAGUACCCUCACUAGUCCUUCGCAUACUGCUGCGCACCGCUGGGAUCAUCGUGUUGAGCCGUCAGAAGGGACGGAAGAUCUACAUCCAGGCAUUCGUCAUCAAAUUAACCCACGAAUCCAACCACCGGAUACAACGUUUCCCGGUGCAGUUCCCAAGUUUCACUGAUCCUCCAACUCUCAUGGAACUCUUCUCUACGGAUCCAUUCGUCAUGGCGAACCUCGAGAAUACGAAGCUACUCCUACUCAGCUGGAUCGUGUCAGAUCGGUUGGACUAUCGACGACUCAGACCGAUAUUGAGACCCCUGCUGCCCACCGUUGUCACCCUGUACCACUUGGUGGAAAAUCGGAUCCUGCAGUUGUUCGAAGCCGAUCUGUUGCUUCAGGUGGCAUACGAUGUGGUCACGGAGACGUAUGAUCCCAAAUCAUUGGAGUUCCCAACCACGGUAGAAAGCCGCCCGUUUAGGUUGGCGUUCAUCUUUAGAAUCAUGUACCGUUUCGUUGCCAUUGCAAUGAAUUCCAUUGGUUUGAACUUACGGGGCUUUCGGGAGGACCCUCCAUUCGACGGAGUACUUUUUCAUACGAAAUACCGGACGUGGGACAAGUCGGAAGCAGAUUUGGGGAAAAUCGCGCAAUGGCGGAUUUAUACAACAAUUUCUCAAUGAAAAAAGUAAUGCUUUUGAUUUCAACACCGAUGUUUCUUACAUUUUUAUCGAUUUAAUAAAAUUGACGCUUGUUUUCUCAAG
This is a messenger RNA of Aedes aegypti (yellow fever mosquito), 1887 nucleotides long. RefSeq names its product constitutive coactivator of PPAR-gamma-like protein 1. Gene Ontology annotation, cellular component: nucleus. The record is from RefSeq and is a predicted model, not a curated record. Lineage: Eukaryota; Metazoa; Arthropoda; Insecta; Diptera; Culicidae. The transcript has 3 exons. Bases 79 to 1806 code for a protein of 575 amino acids.